Messenger RNA from Staurois parvus, 1293 nucleotides. The record is from the annotation of a GenBank genome assembly. NCBI's taxonomy places the organism in Eukaryota, Metazoa, Chordata, Amphibia, Anura, Ranidae.
CAGAAAAAACUUGUAGCAAUGCCAGAUCACACAGAUGUAUCACUAACCCCAGAGGAGCGAGUUCGGGCCCUCAGCAAGCUAGGCUGUAAUAUCACCAUCAAUGAAGACAUCACGCCCAGGCGCUACUUUCGGUCUGGAGUGGAGAUGGAAAGAAUGGCCUCUGUGUAUUUGGAUGAAGGAAAUCUUGAAAAUGCAUUUGUUCUCUACAACAAGUUUAUCACGCUAUUUGUUGAGAAACUGCCUCUCCACAGAGACUACCAGCAAUGUGAAAUCCCAGAAAAACAAGAUAUAUUAAAGAAAUUAAAAGAGAUUGCAUUUCCAAGAACAGAUGAUCUUAAGAAAGAACUUUUGAAAAAAUAUAACUUAGAAUACCAAGAAUAUAUGCAAGGCGUAAACAAGAGGAAGGCAGAAUGUCUGAAGAAAAUGGAGCAGCAGCAGCUUAUAGAGGCAGAAAAAAAGCGAGUGGCCCAGCUACGGCAGCAGCAGAUAGAGACUGAACAAUUCACCUUCUUUGAGGACCAGCUUAGAAAACAAGAUCAGAUCCGAGACCAGCAAAAAACUAAAGACAGCCUUACAGAUAAAGUCCCUGAGCAGACUGAUGGUAGCGCAAUGACUUGUUGUCCCUCUCCUAAAACCCAUCCAACAUGCAAUGUUCUUUCUGGAAAAGCUGGAAGGAAUGACGCAGCCGCAUAUGCUGGUCAAUCACCUCCUAUAAACAGAGCCUUAAAGCCAGCAGCCACUCUAAGUGCCGUUCAGAAUGAAAUUGUGGAAGGCCUCCGAAUGGUUGUGUUCUACCCAAAGAUCUUUCUCAAAAAUUUUUGCAGUUGGCGGAUGCAAAUACCACCCGAGGAAUUGAGACAUGUGGGAUUCUUUGUGGCAAGCUGACACACGAUGAGUUCAUCAUUACACACGUAAUUGUACCAAAGCAGUCUGCAGGUCCAGACUAUUGUGACAUGGAGAAUGUGGAAGAAUUAUUUAAUGUACAAGAUCAGCACAAUCUACUUACAUUGGGUUGGAUUCAUACACAUCCGACCCAAACGGCUUUCCUGUCCAGUGUUGAUCUUCACACUCACUGCUCCUAUCAGCUCAUGCUACCUGAAGCCAUUGCUAUUGUUUGUUCCCCAAAGCACAAUGACACUGGAAUAUUUCGACUUACUAAUGCUGGCAUGCUGGAAGUGUCUGCUUGUAAGAAGAAAGGUUUUCAUCCUCACAGCAAAGAGCCCAAACCAUUUCAAUGUUUGCAGACACGUGAUUGUAAAAGAUGUGAAAAUUACAGUUCUGGAUCUGAGGUGA